AUGUCAUCCAAUAUAUCCAACCAAGCUUACCAGCAGCAGCAACAACAUAAUUUGCAGCAGUUGCAGAACCUGGAGAAUAACUACAACAACUAUCAACAAUCAAAAUCUUUUACUAGUUCAGAUAGUCGAAACAGAGUCAUUGCGGAAGUAUUGAAUCCAAACUCCAACGGCGCUCAAAUUUCAGAAGGUCAACAAGCCCAGUACCAACAACCAAAUAAUUUGAACCCUCGUACUGAUUCAUUCAAUUCAAAUGUGCAACAACAACAGAUACAACCAAGAGCUCAACAUCAACACUCACAAUCAAGAAAUAUCACUGCUUUAGCUCCAAAUCAAAGCCAUUCCACUGGAAACGAUCCAAGGUUGCCUUUCACUGUUCAAGUUCCAACAAAAGCUAAUCCAACAGAGGUUCUUGCUUCGAGAUUUGCUGCUUGGAGGAGUAUAAUUACUUCUUUGUUACAAUAUUUGACAGAAAUUGUUAGCAUUCAAGAUGAAGUUGUUCGCCAACAAAUCAGGCUAUCUCAUGCUGUGAACUUUACCGCUUUUCAAGAGAAAAAAUCUCAAGCACAACCUGGUUCUGGAGGACAACAACAUGGCGAUGAGACUAUACAUCAAAACUUCUUCUUACCUGCUGGAAAUGGUUCUAUUCACGAUUUACCAAACAUUUUAAUCAAUUACCAUUCAAGUGCUGCCAAUUUAGCUUCAAAAUCUUCAAAAGAACUAAACUCCAAUGUUAUCCCAAGAUUAGAUGAUUUGAGAAGAGAAUUGUUGGUUAAAAUUAAAGAAAUCAAAAGUUUAAGUUCAGAUUUCAAAAACAAUGUCGUUAAAGAAGUUGGUCAAACUAAAAUUGAUUUGCAACACUUUAUAAAAUCAGUCGAAGAAGCAAAAUAUAGUGCACAUAAUGUUCAACCUAAGAAUGAUCCUUACUUAACCAAAAUUACAUUGGAAAAACAAUUGAAAAGACAAUUAGUUGAAGAAAAUUAUUUACAUGAAGCUUAUAUUAAUUUACAAAGUUCUGGUAAAGAAUUGGAAAAAGUUGUUGUUGCUGAGGUUCAAAAUGCUUUAACCGUGUAUGCUAAAUUGUUCGGUGAACAAGCUCAAAAUGUUUUUGAUAAAUUGAUUUCUAAUCUAGAUUAUGGAUUUUUAACAAAACAACCUUCUUUUGAAUGGGAUCAAUUUGUUGCUAAGGAUAAAAAUUUUAUUGAUGAGAACUUACCAAAAAGAGAUUACAAAGCUAUUCAAUAUGAUAAGAUGAAUGAUCCUUUAACUUAUGAAGUUCGCUCCUCAUUUUUGGAAAGAAGAUCAAAAUUUCUUAAAUCUUACUCAAGAGGUUAUUAUGUAUUGACUGCAACUUUUCUACAUGAAUUCAAGACUGCUGAUCGUAAGAAAGAUCUGUUACCAGUGAUGUCUUUACCUUUGGAUGAUAUUGAAUUGGAGGAACAUUCUAAAAAAGAGACAAACCAAUACAAAUUUGUUUUGAAAAAGGUCGGGAAAUUAUCAUCUCAUAAGUUUAUUUUCCGUGCUGAAAGUUAUGAUUUGAUGCUUGCUUGGUAUAAUGAUAUCAAAAACUUGAAAAAUUUAUCAAGUCCAACAAGUAGAGGUGUUUAUGCCUCAAAACAUCAUACUGCUAAAAGUCAAAUUUCAAGA
This is a messenger RNA of Hansenula anomala, 1644 nucleotides long. It is a transcript of the gene SLM1, whose product is annotated as phosphatidylinositol 4,5-bisphosphate-binding protein. The record is from RefSeq and is a predicted model, not a curated record. Lineage: Eukaryota; Fungi; Ascomycota; Saccharomycetes; Phaffomycetales; Wickerhamomycetaceae. The annotation marks the transcript as partial. The transcript has a single exon.